Molecule: messenger RNA, 1825 nt
Organism: Drosophila willistoni
Lineage: Eukaryota; Metazoa; Arthropoda; Insecta; Diptera; Drosophilidae
Exons: 3
Coding region: 1010-1825 (271 amino acids)
Source: RefSeq, a predicted model, not a curated record
GAAUUUUAGUUUUUAGUUUUUUAUUUUCGAAAAUGCUGGAUGCCGAAGGGGAAAUGGUCCUGUUGCUAAGCAACAUGGUCUCAUCAAACAAACUCAUAAAGACAAGGUGUGACGACCCGAAAUACAUGGUGAGAUUGUACAGAUUUAUAAAUUCGAAGGGUUCCUGUGAGUUGCGUAAAGGUGCAGCUAGUGUGUUAUCGAUGCGCCUCUCAGAAUCGACCGGUUUGGAGUCCGUGCCUUAGGAAAAUUUAACUGAGGUCCAAACCGAACUACUUGGAGCUCUCAAAUCUCUGAUGGAUGACGAUAGCGGAGAGACGCCACCAGUCGGCGUCAAAGGACGAAGGACGUGUUUGACUACAUUGAGGCAGCUAGUCAAUCAAGCAAUAUUAAAGAGCAGCAAUUGGGUGCCGCCUUAUAUAGUUCCUUGAGGGAUACGGCCCCAGACGAAUUCGUUAAAUUCAUGAAGCGUCGGCAAAGGAUAUUUGAGCGCGGCAUGCAGUUGGCCGAAAUGCAAGGAAGUUUGGUACACUAAGCUCCUGAUUUCUGGCCUAACCCGUGCCUUACCAUUAGGCCAUAAAUUUUUAAAUUCCAUCGAAACCGUUUUACCUUCCUUUAUGCGUGCGGUCGACUGGACACAUCUCGCAAAAUGCGAACGGGGCUUUGAUUUGAUCUCUAAUUUACUUCAAUAUAAGCCCAAAUUGAUCAGGAAACAGUUGCGGUGUGUACUGGUACAUUGAUUUCAUAGGCCGCAUUAUAAAUCAGAAACGUCGUGAAAUUAUGAAGAUCAACAUGAUGGACCCAUUGAUUUUGGUGCUCAGCGAUCUUCUGGUAGUUGAUCCAGGAUAUCGUGGCCGUUGGGAAGAGGAGAUGGUUUCGGAUUCGGAUGAGGUUGAGGAUAAUGUUUCACCUGCGUCCAAGGCAACUGAAAUUUUCUCUGUGCUGGUCGUAGAAUCAGCGAUAGCGUAGCGAUUAAUUGGCCGGACGAGUUCUUCGACUAUUGCGGCCAAAGAUGCAAGGGCAGACGACACCAGUCCAGCGUCUUAAUGUUCAUCUCACGUUGCUAGUUCUUGCUGAAUAUUCAACCAAAGUGAUCCAUAUGCUGGAAUUCAUAUCCAUUUGCCAUGCUGGUAUCUCCGAUGACGUCUCGAUGGUCCGUCGCCAUGCUUGCUAUUCGAUGGCAACGAUGGUCCAGAAUUUUCUCCCCAAAAUAACGCGGCUAGACGAUAACGUAAUGCCAAUGUUUAUUAAGUUUUUGGAACACAUGUCAGAGACACAUCGUUUGGUUCCUAAGGAAGCUCAUAUCAAUACGUCCGUAUUUAGUGCUUUGGAGGAAUUUGUGGAACAAGUUACAGUCGAAUGUAUGAAGCCACAUUUGGAGAAAUUAAUACCUCUCAUACUUCUAUGUACAGAGCCAGAGAAAAAUUCCAUGGCGCUUAGGCAACUGUCGGUCAGUGCCAUUGCCAAACUGGCUGAGUGUAUGCAGGCAUCUUUGGAUGACCAUUUCGAUGACAAUGUAAGCGUGAUAAGACCCGUGAUGGUGCAGACUCAAUUGGAAGAGGAAUUGGCCUUACGUGCCCAUGCCAUACAUGUUUGCAGCGCUUUAAACCUGGUAAAUCAAACAAAAUUCUCCAAAGUAUCGCCCUGGAUUUUUGAAGUCGUUAUCGAGAUGUGUCACAAUGGUACAGUUACGGAGUUCUAUACAUUUAGUAUCCUCGGCGUUAUAAGUGGCAUAAUUCCAGAAGUGAUGAGAAGUCUACACAGAGUGGCCAUGGUGAUCAAACGGAUUCCGAUGAGGAUGAAUCGUCUUCAGAUAGUGAGAAGCUGA